Talaromyces rugulosus is the source of this 1077-nucleotide messenger RNA. RefSeq lists its product as uncharacterized. The coding region runs from base 1 to 1077 and encodes 358 amino acids. The record is from RefSeq and is a predicted model, not a curated record. The transcript has a single exon. Lineage: Eukaryota; Fungi; Ascomycota; Eurotiomycetes; Eurotiales; Trichocomaceae.
AUGAUAUCCAAAACCCCAAUACUCGACUGUGUCGUUAUAGACAGGGGUGGCGUCGUCGAGAAUCGGCACCAAGUCCAUGCAGCUGUCGUGGACGCACAGGGUAGGCUUUUGUAUGCUGUCGGAGACCCUUAUCGAGUAACCUUGGCGCGAUCAACUGCAAAACCAGCCCAGGCCCUGGCUAUCUUAGAGACGGGCGCUAUGGACAAGUUUGGAUUUGACGACGCCGAUCUGGCAUUGAUUUGUUCAUCACAUAGCAGUGAAGAGCAACACAUUUCCAGGGUGCUGAGCAUGAUGAGCAAGGUUGGCGUUGGGGAAAAAGAUCUCCGAUGCGGUGGCCACCCCGCCUUGUCCGAGUCAGUCAAUCGCUUGUGGGCCAAGAAUGAUUAUACCCCAACUCCAUCGCGCAGCAAUUGCUCGGGGAAGCAUGUUGGGAUGUUGGCUGGUUCCAAAGCAGCGGGUGCCAAGUUAGUGGGUUAUCAUCUACCAGACCAUCCCAUGCAGUUGCGAGUGAAACGUGUUAUUGAGCAAUUAUCUGGCCUCGAUGCUGAUGACGUUAAAUGGGCGAUCGAUGGUUGCAACCUGCCAGCGCCGGCUUUGCCCCUGAUAAACUUGGCUCAGCUGUGCGUAUCUUUUCCUUCUGCGGCAGACGUUAUACAUCAAAAUACAAUGGCAUCCAAACGAACUCAUCGAGUAGCCCGGAUAUUUCAUGCCAUGACCCAGUUUCCCGAACUGGUUGGUGGGGAAGAUAGGUUCUGUACGACACUCAUGACAGCCUUCCAAGGAGAUCUCUUUGGCAAAACCGGUGCAGAAGGCUGUUAUACCAUAGGGAUACGAGCAUCGGAAGAAACCCGUCAGCUCGGUGCUGAUGGGGCGAUUGCAAUUGCGGUGAAGAUAGAGGAUGGAAAUCUUUCAGCACUUCACUCUGCUGUGAUUGAAAUCCUAGCACAGCUUCACAUAGGAACACCAGCUACUCGUAAGGAGAUGGGUCAUUUUCAUUAUCCGAAGCUCUUGAAUACUACUGGUGUUGUCACUGGUCAGGUAUCUCACUUGUUUCAAGUUCGUUCUGCUCUAGAAUAA